This is a messenger RNA of Spodoptera littoralis (African cotton leafworm), 1617 nucleotides long. Lineage: Eukaryota; Metazoa; Arthropoda; Insecta; Lepidoptera; Noctuidae. The record is from the annotation of a GenBank genome assembly.
AUGGAAAAAACACCGACUUUAGUUGUUUCCAGCCCCAAUAUUAAAUAUACUGAUGAGUAUAUUUAUUCGGACUACGAAUAUGAGGAAACUCUGGUGACUAGGAACGGGGAGGAGAUUACGGCACGACCAAUCCGCAAAACGCUGGGCAUCCGCACAGACCGGCGCGUGGGCAAAGUGGGAGUGAUGCUGGUGGGCUGGGGCGGGAACAACGGGUCCACGUUCACAGCCGCAGUGCUGGCCAACCGCCACCAACUCUCGUGGAACACCAAGAAUGGGAAGAUGGACUCGAACUGGUGGGGUUCAAUCACACAGGCUUCGACAGUGCGUCUGGGCAUCGACGAGAAAGGAUGCGACGUGCACGUGCCCAUGUGUCAGUUACUACCCAUGGUGCACCCCGACGAUUUGGUGAUUGACGGUUGGGACAUAAGUCCGAUGAACUUGGCUGAGUCUAUGGUACGUGCCAAGGUCAUAGACUAUGACCUGCAGCAGAAGUUGAAGAAGGAGAUGGCGUCGAUGAAACCACGACCAGCUAUUUACGAUCCUGACUUCAUUGCUGCUAACCAGGCUGACCGCGCCACCAACCUGAUUCGUGGCACCAAGUACGAGCAGUACCUGCAAGUACGCGCUGACAUCAAGGACUUCCGCGACAAGAACAAGCUGGACAAGAUCAUUGUUUUGUGGACUGCUAACACUGAACGUUUCUGUGAGGUGCGGGAGGGAGUGCACGACACCUCCGAGAACAUCGAGCGCGCCCUUCGCGACAACAACUCUGAGAUCUCUCCCUCCACCAUAUUCGCACUCGCUGCUAUUGAUGAGAAUUGCAUAUACAUAAACGGGUCGCCUCAGAACACGUUGGUAGGAGGCGUGGUGGAGCGCGCGGAGAUGCGCGGAGUGUUCGUCGCGGGAGACGACUUCAAGUCCGGACAGACCAAACUCAAGUCUGUGCUUGUUGACUUCCUCGUCUCUGCUGGACUGAAACCAGUGUCAAUUGUCAGCUACAACCACCUGGGUAACAAUGAUGGCAAGAACCUCUCCGCACCUAAACAGUUCCGCUCAAAGGAGAUAACCAAGAGCAACGUGGUUGACGACAUGGUGGAGUCCAACCAAGUUCUGUACAAACCCGGUGAGAAGCCAGACCACGUCGUCGUCAUCAAAUAUGUACCCUAUGUCGGUGACUCGAAGCGCGCCAUGGACGAGUACACGUCGGAGAUCCUCCUGCACGGCACCAACACCAUCGUGGUCCACAACACGUGCGAGGACUCUCUGCUGGCCGUCCCACUCAUACUGGACCUCGUGCUACUCGCUGACCUGUUCUCACGGCUCGCAUUCCGAGAGACUGAUAAUUCAUACGUCCGGUUGCAUGCAGUACUGUCCCCGCUGGCGUACUUGCUGAAGGCGCCGCUGGUGGCGAGCGGCGCGCCCGUCGUCAACGCGCUGUUCAAACAACGCGCCAACAUCGACAACUUACUGAGGGCCGCCCUCGCCCUGCCGCCCAACAAUAACCUCGGACUUGAACAUAAGGUACCAUUCCUGAUGAAGGAACUCCACAGUGGCGCCCUCUUCAACUCGCCACCAAACAAGAAGCAAAAACUUACGCACGCAAAUGGUGAUCAGUGA